GUCAUGCAUGAUCUCUCCACAUCGCAUUCCAAAUCAACGUCGUCCAAGCGUCGAGCAGCUCUCUCUCUCUAUCUCUCUCUCUCUUCGUGUCUCUGUUUCUAUCUCUGUCUUUCUGCUUCGUGCAUGUUCUCGGUGCAUUAACGAUGACGACCGAAUUAUCACGAAUGCGAAACCGUUAAAGGAGGAGCAAGAAUAUUAACUUUUUAAAAAAGUUUCUUUUAUUUACGCACAUUUUUGCUCUCCUUGUAUCAUAGUUCUUUUUCCUUCGAGCUAUUCUUUCUUUUGAUAUAUCUCUCUGGUAGUAUCCUGAAGUGUGUUUGAAAGUGGUAAAGAAUGUAGUCAACGGAAGCGGUCUUUCUUAUCGGACGGCUUCAUCGUGCGGAAGUGGUGCACCAUCGUGCCAUACACGCAUCGAAAAAAGAUAUUCAGCCUUUCGAGCUUCUUGUCUUUCUUAUGUUCAUUUUAUUUUUCAGGCGUUUUAACAUCUUUAUUUAUUUCUUAUCUAUGUAUAUAUGAUGUAAUUCUUAUAAAUUAUUUUAGAAAUAUCUCGUAUAACAAGAAAGUCUUUUUUUUCUGAAGGACAAAAGAUAGCCUAUAAAUUUUAUCUAUGCAAUUACGACAUCGAGGCGGUCUUUCAAUUUCGCACGUAUAUGGAAUAAGUUAGAAGCUAUGUGCCUCGUAGCGAGGUGCACCAACAGUAACUGGGUCAAUGAUGCAUCUCAUUCCAAUUUCCGUGAAAGAUUCGAUCGUUUCUUAAUAAUUUAUUAAACGAUCGACCUUUCCGUCGAUUCGUAGUAGACCGUUGCCUACGAAGGAGGGGCUAUACGCGCCGAUCGUGAUUACGUUUUGACAAAGCCAUCGUGAUAUAAUGGCUCAAAGAAAGUAAUAGACUUUUACAUUAUUCACUAAUGUCCACGAGUAUGUAUAUAUACGUCGAAGACGAGAUAUAUAUCGACGAGAUCACAUAUCAGGUUCAUCGAUAGUAAUGACUUCCUUCCUUUUCUUCCUUUUGUGGAGCAUCAUCAGCGCGCUAUACACAGAUGGCUCAGACAUUCUGCCUUUGUCUAGACUUAGGAAUGCCACUAUGGCUGUCGUCGUUGACAAAGGAUUUUUCUCUGGAAAAAACGAGGAUUAUCGAAAGGCUCGCACCAUGAUCUUAGAUUCGAUCCAUGAAGUCGCGAAGAAGGAGAUACGCAUGGGUUAUAUAGUUGUACACGCAUUGCAGGAUACGAAUAUUGAUCUUCGCGAAGAUUACAUGGUACUUCUGUCGAUUGCAACAUGCGAUAAAACAUGGUAUUUAUAUGAAUUAGCACGGCAGUCUGGUAUUAUACAUCUCGCGAUAACAGAUCGUAGCUGCCCCCGUAUUCCAAUUUCUGAUGGUAUAAGCAUCCCAUUGAUUGUCCCAGGCGAGGAAUUGCCACAAAUGUUUUUGGAUCUUCGUACUGCAAACGCCUUAUCUUGGAAAAACGUUGUGAUUUUGCACGAUGACUCUUUUGAAAAAGAAAAAAUCAGUGAUAUCGUUCAAGCCGUAACGAGUAAUCUGCCGAAUAUGAUGUCAAAUAUUGCGUCGAGAUCGAUCUUUUCUUUUAAACGCUUUGCUUCUGAAUCGGUUAGGAAACAACAUAUAAAGGACGUACUUAACAGUUUUCACAUCCAACAGUUGGGCAAUUGUUUCCUCGUUAUCGUCACUGUCGAUACGAUCACAGACGUCAUGGAAGUCGCUAAAUCAUUAAAAAUGGUUCAUCCCGGUAGUCAAUGGUUGUACGUCCUCACAGACGCUGGAAGUCGGAAUUCGACGAACGUAACAUAUCUUGCAGAUUUACUGCCUGAGGGUGGAAACGUGGCUGUUAUUUACAAUAUCACUAAAUCCGAUGGUACCUGCAAUAUCGAUCUUCUUUGUCAUGUUAAUGAUUUUAUUCGAUAUUUUGUGAGUGCUAUAAAAAAUUCAUCUCAUAUCAACAAUGAAUUAUACGAGAACAUCACUGGCACGAAACAUGACAUUUUUAGAUUAACCAAGUUUCAAAUAAAUUCACACAUUCUCAAGAAUAUUAAUGCGAAAUUUUCAGGAAAGUCAAAUUUAUCUAAUAAAAAAUGUGGGAACUGUUUGUUUUGGAAAAUUUCUUCAGCCAUUACUUGGGGAAAUUAUUUCCUUCACGGGAGAAAAGCUGCUAAUCUGAUAGAAUCAAGCACUUGGAAUCCAAGACGAGGUAUUAAUCUAUCCGAUGUAAUAUUUCCUCAUAUUGCGUACGGUUUUAGAGGUAUAAGUCUGCCGAUAGUGACAUUUCAUAAUCCGCCUUGGCAAAUAGUAAAUGUGAUGAAGAAUGGCGAAGUGAGUUAUGGUGGAUUGGUCUUCGACGUGCUCAAGUAUCUGAGUAAAAAAUUAAAUUUCACAUAUGCUGUUUUUGUUCCCAAAAUUAUGAAUAACACGAAAGCCCUACGGGGUUCUACUAGGGCAUUAAAAGUUGGAGAGAGGCCACAUGGAACUCUGACAUCGGCUACGAGGAAAUUGCCGGAAGAAGUACUGGAAUUGGUUCGCACGAAGAAAGUUUUACUUGCUGCUUGCGCCUAUACAGUCAGUGAUUUUGAGAAGAGUGCUAUUAAUUUCACCAUACCUAUCUUCGUUCAGACAUACAGUUUUUUAACGUCAAGACCAACGCAACUGUCGAGAGCUUUGCUCUUUACUUCACCAUUUACUAAAGAGACGUGGGCCUGUCUGGCCGCAGCCAUUAUUAUAAUGGGUCCAAUCUUGUACCUGGUUCACAAGUACAGUCCAUCUAGUACGAAGUUGUCCGGCUUGAAUUCGUCUUGGCAGUGUGUCUGGUACGUCUAUGGUGCACUUCUUCAGCAAGGAGGAAUGUACUUGCCUAAAUCCGAUAGUGCUCGCAUACUAGUUGGUACCUGGUGGUUAAUCGUAACAGUUCUGGUAGCAACUUAUUCCGGAAGUUUAAUCGCAUUCCUAACCUUUCCGAAAAUAGACGAUCCGAUUUUAACGGUAGACGAUCUUCUCGCUCAUAAGGAUAAGUUAACUUGGGGUUUUCCGAACGGUAGCUUUCUAGAGGAAUAUUUACAAAGUUCUGAAAAUGAGCAAUAUCGUUUGCUUCUUUCUCGUUCGGAAAGGCAUAACGACACAGAAGAGGCAGAUAUCAUUAGACGAGUGAAAGAUGGCAAACAUGUCUUCAUUGAUUGGAGAAGUUCUUUGCGUACAGAAGAGUUCAUGGACGAACCGAUUGCUAUGAUCGUUCCCAAUAAUAGUCCUUACUUGCCGAUCAUAAAUAGCGAAUUGUAUCGUAUGUACGAAUCUGGUUUAAUAAAUAAAUGGAUCUCCGAAAAGAUGCCAACGAAGGAUAAGUGCUGGGUAGGUGCAAAUUCUAAUGAAAUCGUGGACAAGCGUAAAGUCAAUGUUGCUGAUAUGCAAGGAAUUUUUUUCGUACUUUUCAUGGGAAUUGUUCUAGCGAUCAUCUUUCUCUGCUUGGAGUUUUAUUGGCACAGACGAAAAGUAUCGAAACAACGCAAAUUUAUCCAACCGUUUGUAUCCUAAAUUUUUCUUAGAAGAACAUUUACGCACGACCAUUAUGAUUGUUAUAUCUUUACGUUCUUAUAAUAAUAAAAUUGAAGAAUAAAGUAGUAUUAUUCUUGUAACAAUGUUUAGAAAUGAAGUUUUAGAAAUAUCGGAUUGACGGUCUUUAUCGUUUUAUGGGUAAACGGAAACCAGGCUUGAGUAAGGUUGCUUAAGUCUAAGUUGAUUAUCCUAAGAUUUCGAGGAUCGCCGGAAAUGGUCGGCAAACGGAAAAGGUCCUGCACGCGCGUAAUAUUGUGAUAGGCAUUGCAAGUGCGAGUUAAUUAUCGCAGAGGCCCUCACUGUCGAUCCUCGAUGUAUUUAGCAACGAUUCGUGGUGGUGCCGUGCGCGCAAGGUAAAAGUCAUGAAAUUACAUAAUGCAUUUGCUGUGGAUAUCCUCUUCUGACUGUCUUUCUCGAAAACCGGGUUUUCGCAUGGCGUGUUUUUUCUACCACUUAUGCUAGAUGUACAAUCAACGAAAUUUAUAACUAUAAUUCGUAUGGU
This is a messenger RNA of Vespula vulgaris, 4061 nucleotides long. It is a transcript of the gene Ir93a, whose product is annotated as ionotropic receptor 93a. Gene Ontology annotation, molecular function: ligand-gated monoatomic ion channel activity. The record is from RefSeq and is a predicted model, not a curated record. Gene Ontology annotation, cellular component: membrane. Lineage: Eukaryota; Metazoa; Arthropoda; Insecta; Hymenoptera; Vespidae. The transcript has 15 exons. The coding region runs from base 986 to 3538 and encodes 850 amino acids.